GUCGCCGUCUCUGUUGGACCUGCUGGAGCUUUCGAGGUUCUGAUCUGUUCCAUUUUUUUUUGUUUGGGUUCAAAUCCAGACUCUCCGCUUCGGUCUCUGAAUCGGUUAUUGAUAAACAAAUACCGAGAGGAUUUAGUUCAUCUACAAGCAAACACCGGAAAUCGUUCAGUAAAGCGAAAGUUGAGAGUCGAGAUGAGUGUGGAGGCGUACGGGCCGAGCUCCCAGACCCUCACCUUCUUAGACACCGAGGAAGCGGAGUUGCUCGGAGCGGAUACCCAGGGCUCCGAGUACGAUUUCACCGAUUUCACCCUACCCAGCCAAACGCAAACUCAAGGCCAGACCCAGAGCCAACUGGACAGCCAGGUAAAUGGUCCUGAUGAGGGUCUUCACAACGGUGGAGUGGAUGACUCCGUGGCCAAAGCCAGUCAGCUGCUGGCCGAGCUCAACUUUGAGGAGGAUGAAGAAGACACGUACUACACCAAAGACCUGCCUUUGCACGCAUGCAGCUACUGUGGUAUCCACGAUCCAGCAUGCGUGGUGUACUGCAAUACCAGCAAGAAGUGGUUCUGUAAUGGACGUGGCAACACAUCUGGCAGCCACAUUGUGAACCACUUGGUGAGAGCCAAAUGCAAAGAGGUGACGCUGCAUAAAGAUGGGCCGCUGGGUGAGACAGUGCUGGAGUGUUACAACUGUGGCUGUCGCAACGUCUUCCUCCUGGGCUUCAUCCCAGCCAAGGCUGAUUCUGUGGUGGUGUUACUCUGCAGGCAGCCAUGUGCCAGCCAGAGUAGCUUAAAAGACAUCAACUGGGACAGCUCGCAGUGGCAGCCACUGAUCCAGGAUCGCUGCUUUUUGUCCUGGCUGGUGAAGAUCCCAUCAGAGCAGGAGCAGCUUCGAGCACGUCAAAUCACCGCCCAGCAGAUCAACAAGCUGGAGGAGCUCUGGAAGGACAAUCCCACUGCCACCUUGGAGGACCUCGAGAAACCUGGCGUGGAUGAGGAACCCCAGCAUGUGCUGCUGCGCUACGAGGAUGCCUACCAGUACCAAAACAUCUUUGGCCCUUUGGUCAAACUGGAGGCUGACUACGACAAGAAGCUUAAGGAGUCCCAGACCCAAGACAAUAUAACAGUCAGGUGGGACCUGGGGCUGAAUAAAAAGCGGAUUGCCUAUUUCACACUGCCCAAGACGGAUUCAGGUGGUAAUUCUCUGAGCUUGCCUUCCUCUCCAUGGUUCCGUGAUAUGCGGCUGAUGCAAGGUGAUGAAAUCUGCCUGCGAUACAAGGGAGACCUGGCCCCACUGUGGAAAGGCAUUGGACAUGUCAUCAAAGUCCCUGACAACUAUGGGGAUGAAAUUGCCAUCGAGUUGCGGAGCAGUGUUGGGGCUCCUGUGGAAAUCCCCCACAACUUCCAGGUGGACUUUGUGUGGAAGUCCACUUCCUUUGACAGGAUGCAAAGCGCCCUGAAGACGUUUGCAGUGGACGAGACCUCCGUGUCUGGCUACAUUUACCACAAACUGCUGGGCCAUGAGGUGGAGGAUGUCACCAUCAAGUGCCAGCUGCCAAAGCGCUUCACUGCUCAGGGCCUGCCUGACCUCAAUCACUCACAGGUGUACGCUGUGAAGACAGUGCUGCAGAGGCCGCUCAGUCUGAUUCAGGGUCCUCCCGGUACUGGGAAGACUGUCACUUCUGCCACUAUCGUUUACCACCUGUCCCGACAGGGCAACGGCCCAGUUCUGGUGUGUGCUCCCAGUAACAUUGCUGUGGACCAGUUGACCGAGAAGAUCGACAAGACUGGGCUGAAGGUUGUCAGGCUGUGUGCCAAGAGCAGGGAGGCCAUCGAGUCACCAGUGUCUUUUCUGGCUCUGCACAAUCAGAUCAGCAACAUGGACAGUAUGCCGGAGCUUCAGAAACUACAGCAGCUGAAGGAUGAGACCGGUGAGCUGUCGUCUGCUGAUGAGAAACGCUACAGGGCUUUGAAACGCACCGCUGAGAGGGAGCUGCUCAUGAAUGCCGAUGUGAUCUGCUGCACCUGUGUCGGGGCUGGAGACCCCCGCCUGGCCAAAAUGCAGUUCCGUUCCAUCCUGAUUGAUGAGAGCACCCAGGCCACGGAGCCAGAGUGUAUGGUGCCUGUGGUGUUGGGAGCCAAGCAGCUCAUUCUGGUGGGUGACCACUGCCAGUUGGGUCCUGUGGUGAUGUGUAAGAAGGCAGCUAAGGCAGGUCUGUCCCAGUCCCUGUUUGAACGCUUGGUGGUUCUGGGGAUCCGGCCAAUCCGCCUGCAGGUCCAGUACCGUAUGCACCCGGCUCUCAGUGCCUUCCCCUCCAACAUCUUCUAUGAGGGCUCCCUGCAGAAUGGUGUCACUGCAGCUGACCGCAUUAAGAAAGGCUUUGACUUCCAGUGGCCACAGCCGGACAAACCCAUGUUCUUCUAUGUGACUCAGGGCCAGGAGGAGAUUGCCAGCUCUGGAACUUCUUACCUCAACAGGACGGAGGCUGCCAACGUAGAGAAGAUCACCACCAGGCUGCUGAAAGCUGGAGCCAAACCCGACCAAAUCGGUAUCAUCACCCCGUACGAGGGUCAGCGCUCUUACCUGGUCCAGUACAUGCAGUUCAGCGGCUCCCUGCACACCAAGCUCUAUCAGCAAGUGGAAAUUGCCAGUGUGGACGCUUUCCAGGGCAGAGAAAAGGACUUCAUCAUCCUUUCUUGUGUUCGUGCCAACGAGCAUCAGGGCAUCGGCUUCCUGAAUGACCCUCGUCGUCUCAACGUGGCACUGACCAGAGCCAAGUAUGGCGUGAUCAUCGUGGGGAACCCCAAGGCCCUCUCUAAGCAACCGCUGUGGAACAACCUGCUGAACAACUACAAGGAGCAGAAGGUCCUGGUGGAGGGGCCCCUCAACAACCUAAGGGAGAGUCUCAUGCAGUUCAGCAAGCCCCGCAAGUUGGUCAACACCAUCAACCCUGGGGGACGUUUUAUGAGUACUGCGAUGUACGAUGCCCGUGAGGCCCUCAUCCCUGGCUCUGCCUAUGACCGCAGCAAUGCUGCUGGACGUCCAUCCAACAUGUACUUUCAAACUCAUGACCAGAUUGGGAUGAUUGGGGCAGGCCCCGGUCAUAUGGCGGCCAUGAAUAUCCCCAUACCUUUCAACCUGGUGAUGCCACCAAUGCCUCCGCCCAGUUACCUGGGUCAGACCAACGGUCCUGCUGCAGGUCGUGGUGCUAUGAAGGGUAAGCCUGGGCGUGGCGGGCGGCAGAGGGGCCGUGGCUCUGGAAACCAGGGUGCCAGUCAGGGUAACGGACCGAACAGCCAGGCGAGCCAGGAUGGAGCCUCUCAGUCCUUCUCCCAGGGGCCACUGACACAGGGCUACAUCUCCAUGAGCCAGCCCUCUCAGAUGAGCCAGCCUGGCCUCUCCCAGCCAGAACUCUCCCAGGACAGCUACCUGGGCGAUGAGUUCAAGUCCCAGAUCGACGUGGCUUUGUCCCAGGACUCGACUUACCAGGGUGAACGUGCAUACCAGCAUGGCGGGGUGACUGGACUGUCACAGUACUAAAGUGAUGCCUGAAGAAGGGAGCUAGGCUUGAGCUGAGCUUAGUUCAUCAGCUUUUUAAUCUGGGAAAUAAUAAAAACAUAAAAUGGAUACCUGUUUUCCUCUGCUACAACCGAAGCACCACCGAGUGAAAGCGACGGGAUAGCGAAACCAAACCAAUGACCAGCGAGAGAAAUAAAAGGGUAGAAGAAGAAGAGGGCACGAACAGAUGGGCAGGGAGAUGGCAAGAGAGGCCGAGUGAACAAGCGAGAGGCAGGGACCGAUGCCCGUGCAAAGUGAAGGAGGGAAGUCGAGACGAUGGCGGCGUGUGGUCGAGCUGCCGAGGGAAACAGGAGAGAUCCGAGCGGUCUCUCGUGGGAAUCCAAAUGAGGCUCAACUCCCAACAAAAUAAUCCACCCAACCCACUUCACCUCACCGCCCCCAGGAAAGCAUGGAGAGCUCCUGAAGUUUUUACACUCAACUUAAGAGGAGGAUCGAAGCCUUCCAGCUGAAUUUAAAGAACUAGCUCUCCAAACCUGGACGGACAUGGUUGCAGAAAGCCUUCAAACACAGGCAACACAGAAUCCCCACGCUAUUGGUUGUUCAACCUGUAUGACGUCCCGGGCUUUUUUGAAUUAGGUUUAUCAUGGGAGGAGAGCGGCACCAACAAUCAUUUACUGGGCCCAAAAACCUCAGCAGCCUCUGAAAGAAGCAGCAGUCGACACACCCUCCCAGAGAGGAAAUACAAACACGGUUUCUGUGCUUGAGUCUGAUAUUAAAGAGCCUUGAAUUGAAAUACCUUUCAUUUGCCUUGAGAACCACUGGCUCAUUCACAAGGUCUUUUAAUGGGCUGGUUUCGACCACACGUCAGUGGUGGAGUGGCACAGGGAUUUCAGACUGUUUUUUCAAGGCAUGAGGCGCGAAUCCCACCGAUAUCGUGAUCAUCGUGGGACAGUUUUUCUUCUCUGAAGUACCUUUCUUAUCACAGAGCACAAAAUUGCAAAAAAGUCAUUGAAACUAUCAAACAUGACCAGCAUUGAAUAUCAAACUCAGUGUCAUUUGAAGUUUCAGCAAAGGCUUUUCCUUAUUUUAAUCUUUUGAAAGCAGGGGUUGUUGAUGACCGGCUGUGCUUCAUGACCAGAUGUCUUUUUUUUUUUUUUUUUUUUUUUUUUAAACACUCUGUGUAUGCUUAGAUUGGCAAAUGCUUGAAUGCUUUGCAUUGAGCGAUUCCUCAGGGGAUUGUGGACUGUCCACACUCAUCACACAAAUCCCUGCUUGAGGUGAAAGAAACCAAACAAGAGGGGGAAAGGAGGAUCAUAGCUGUCGAGGCUUACAGGCGAUUGUGGCAAUCAAUCCACCACCAGGUAAGGAGUAGAAAAGGAAGGUGGCUGAGGAAGAGAAGGAUUUGAGAGUUUCCACAUCUGGAAAACAAGUUCAAGUCAUUACAAGGGUUAAAAUGUUAGAGGGAUACAUGUGGCUUGAGGACUUUUCAGCCACAGAUUUGACUCUCUGUCAUUUCACACAGAGCAUUUUGAUAUUGUGAAUGUUCCCUGACUGUAUAGCCAUGCUGAUGGCCAUAUUACCCUGCCACACAGAGCCGUGUCUGAGCAGUGACCAAAAUCUGAUAAUCACAGGUUGGAAAAAUUCUGACUAUGAAGGAAAUCUGUCCCAAACUCUUAACUACACCUGUAAUUUCAAAAUCUUUGUUAUCUGAAAUAAUGCUUUGUGUGGAUUAAAAUGCCACUUUAUCCCAGUUACACCACAGUGGAAAUGCCAUCAGUACUGAUAAGAUGAUGGCAAGGAGAUACAUGGAAAGUGAAUGAGAAACCUGAAUCAGUGCCUAGAACCAAUAACCUUCAGAUAAACAGCUGCAGAAUAAGCAUGAAUGUAGUUGAAAUCAAACUACCAGCAUAUAAAAACCUUCUGGACACCAGAGGGCUCAAGAAACCCACAGAAAAAGGAUUGUUUUGUUUUUUUGUUUUUUGUUUUUUUAUAAAAAUCAGGCCAGGUAAUGAUGAGGUCAGUGAGUUUUGCAGCUAGGUUGUGUAAAGGAUGGGCUGAUGAAAAAAGCCACCUUCCUUCUCUGUGGAGUAAAACAAAUGGAGGCUGGUAGACUUUCUUACGUGGACUUCUGAUUUGUAUAAAGCUGUUUUGCCCUUAUUAUGUAUUCUUUGUAGAGUUCCUCUCAAGAUUUAUUCAGCUCCUAAUCCCCCUUCCUGGAGAACUGUGAACCAGAACCCUGAGUUGAUCCAAACUUUGCUUUUGUCAGAUGAUUUGCAGCUUUGUGCGUCAUUCUGUAGCCAUUCUGUGCAGCUUUACUCAAAUCUGUUUUGUGUUUUUUUUGUAGCAACUUGCUGACAACAGGAAUGAGGCGUCCGCCAUUUCCUUUCAUUAGAGUUUUGUAUCUUCUCCUCAAUUUGUCCAAGGAAUUGUAGUUUUGUAAACUCUUCCAGGAAAGAUGCUUUCUGAACAGUAAGAAUGUACUCCACCGCUGUUUCUCAUUUCAGCAGACGUGCGAGUAGACGUCACCAUGUUUGACUUAGAGAUAGUUGUUUUGCUGACGUGUAAAUCUUUCAUUUGUGCGGUGAACUACACAUACCAACCCGUUCCACUGAACUCCUCUGACAUGUUAUAGCUUUAAAAACCUGCUGCCGUAAUGUUGUUGCUUUGAUGUUUUUCCAUCUACUGAGCCACAAUUAAUUGCCACAUGUGCAGUGAUCAUUGAAGACGUGUUUCAGUUGUAGAUUAGCUGUUAAACAUUUGCAUCCAAACCCUUGAUUCUCUACAUCAGCAGGCAGAGAUUAAAUUAAUGGACUAGAGAUCUCAGUGUGAUGUAAAUACCUAUUUCAAACAAUCUUAUUUGCAGUGAAGUUUCAUCACAUGUUGAUUCCCUUGUUAAACUGAAUCAAUAAAGGCUGUCAACUUGA
Toxotes jaculatrix (banded archerfish) is the source of this 6443-nucleotide messenger RNA. Its product is annotated as regulator of nonsense transcripts 1. Gene Ontology annotation, molecular function: hydrolase activity; DNA binding; RNA helicase activity. Gene Ontology annotation, biological process: nuclear-transcribed mRNA catabolic process, nonsense-mediated decay. Lineage: Eukaryota; Metazoa; Chordata; Actinopteri; Toxotidae. The record is from RefSeq and is a predicted model, not a curated record. The coding region runs from base 193 to 3540 and encodes 1115 amino acids. The transcript has 24 exons. Gene Ontology annotation, cellular component: cytoplasm.